UGAGGACGAGGUAUGCUAGUCGGUGGCAGCGAUUGUUAAUUACAUAUGAAAUAUUAAUGUUACACGUUUCACCCCCAGUACGUGCUUAUAUUAUGUACGGAAACGUGUGCAAGUGUGCUAAAGCUGCCGUCCAUUUUGUUUGUUGUGCACAGAAAUCAACGCCCUCUUCUGGUUGGCGAAGAAAUUGCAGCUUCCCACCUCGUCUAUUUACCAAAAGAACUGUACUGUAACUGUAUUUUUCGAUACGGAACCGUCAUUUCCGUAGUGAAGUGUACCUAUUCCCCAUUCGGUACACGUUAAAAGUGAUUUCAAGACAUUUGUGAAAGUCUUUAUCAGCUCCCCUGUUGUUUUGCUGUAUGAGUGUGUUUAGAUUCCUGGACAGAUUGCCGCAGGAUUUGCCGAUAGCAAAGCUCUCGUCUGGGUUUGACCCUGUAAACUCUUACCUGGUUGAAAUAUUUUCAGUCCGUUGGAAUGUGAGAUGGUUCCUACUGUCGGGAGAACGGGGUCAGAAUGUGAGCUGAAGGGGGGAGAUGAACACGCCUAUAGGUGCCCACUGCUAAAAAGCAAAGACCUCUAUCGGAGCUCAGGACUCUAAUUGUGUUAAAAACCAUAUAGAGGGAUGACUGAACGCCGACUUGGAACAACAGCAUAAAGCGUGAUCUCAGCGACGCCGUGUCAUUUGAUGGACAUCUUGACAGCAGGGCCUUGCAUGUAGGAGGUCCAUGUGUGAGUUUCAAGGUCCUGGCUCUCAGCUCACGAGCAUCCAUCCAGCAGGCUAAGUAACUGCUGCUCACUGAGGGCCUCUGACUCACUCUGCAAGAAGACACAAACACUGUAUGGGUCCAAAAAGAACGAAGGAAAAAAAAAAGAUGCCAUGUGGCGAAAGUACGACGGGAUAACGUCCUGAGAUAACCCUCUGAGCUCACGUUUGGGAUGAUGUCCAACCAUAAGAUCAGUGCCUGGUCAUUUGGUCUGAAGCAAGACUUCUGCACUGUUUGAUGUGACGGGUGUGUUGACCGCAGGAGAAAAUGAGCAAUGGAAAGACGGAGGCAACAUCAGAAGUCCGUCGGGGCCACGCUUGUCAAUGGUCAAUGUGCUUGUUGCUGGCACUGACGGCGGUUACCUCUGGGCAAGGUUUAGUAUGCCAGCCUCCACACGCACCAAAAAACGGAGGCUACAACUGCCACCCCUCCCCAUGUCGGAGACUUUCUCACGGCACUGUGAUAGAAUUCUACUGCGAUGAAGGCUACAUCCUGAAGGGAGACUACAAAUUUCUUACCUGUCAAUAUGGGGAGUGGGACAGCCCUGUUCAGAUCAGCUGUGUCAAAGAGCAAGGGUGCGUGAGGCCGUACAUGGUUGAAAACAGCUGGGUAAACCACACAGAAACCAACAGGGGCUUUUUCCCUGUAGGCACAGUACUGCAGUACAGCUGUGACCCUGGUUAUACGCCAGAUGGACCCAACAUUCUCACCUGCAUCUCGCCAGGACGCUGGUCCUCAGAACCUCCUCACUGCACACAGAGCGAUGCUUGUCUGCCCCUGUCCGAACCAGAGAACGGGGGUUACACGUGCCACCCAUCCCCCUGUCGAAUGUUUUCCCACGGCACCGUCGUUGAGUUCUUCUGUCACACGGGCUUCAUUCUCAAGGGGAAGUACAACUACCUGACCUGUCAGUAUGGACAGUGGGAUGGCCCCAUGCAGAUAAGCUGUGUCAAACAAGGUUGUACAAGACCCUUCAUGGAGCAGCAUGUAUCCUAUAAUCUAAUGGACACCAACAUCAGCGCCUUCCCUGUGGGCACCGUGCUGAAGUAUCGCUGUGACCAGGGCUACCAACCAGACGGACCCACCGUCAUCAGCUGCACUGGCUUUGGGCACUGGUCUUCGGAACCCCCUCGUUGUUUACACACUGACGUAUGCCAACCUCCAUAUCAGCCAGAGAAUGGAGGUUACACGUGCCACCCCUCCCAAUGUCGAAGACUUUCUCACGGCACCGUGAUUGAGUAUUUCUGCGAUGAAGGCUACAUUCUAAAGGGAGACUAUAAGUACCUUACUUGUCAGUAUGGCAAGUGGGACGGGCUAAUGCAGAUAAGCUGCGUAAUGGAGCAAGACCGGGGUGCUACCUUACCAUUGGGAAUGCCUGCUUUGUCCAUAGUGUCCUCCACAGCCAGCUCAGUGGCCCUCAUCCUGCUCCUGGUGGUACUCUUUGUUCUUCUGCAGCCAAAACUAAAGUCUUUCCAUCGGCGCGAUCAGGGGGUGUCGCGCCAACCCGUGUCCAUCAUGGUGGAAGGAGUCCAGGUGAAUCUGCCCUCCUACGAGGAGGCAGUCAGCGGCAACACGGGCUCGGCCUCAGCUCUCAACCCCGAGUCUCGUGUCCAGAUUGUUCUGUCCGAAGGGCAGCAAGCUUCGACGCCAGAGGCCGGCCCCUCUCGCCCCGCCUCCCUCAAACAUCUCCACUCGGAGAUGGCCCUGGUCCACCCUUUGCCACUCUCGUCGUCCUCGUCACCCUCCUCAUCUUCUAGCUGGACUCUAGAGAACGCCGGCGCCGCCGCUUUGCCACCCGGUGACCAUCACAGCCUCACUCUGCUAGACUCAGAGAUGGACUGCUCUGACGAUAUGCCACUGCUGAAGGAAACCGGAAACAUGCAAGACCUUGGCUGAUGCACAUAGACGCUAUUGCCAUGAACACACACAUUAAAACGGUCACUCUGACCUUGCCAAAGCAGGAAGUGAAUUUAAGGGAUGAACAAUAUACAGCGCAUAGACACGCCUCCUUCAUUUGCAUAUUCAUUCCCACACUCAUUACGUAUGCAUAAUGCGCUUCGAAUAUCUACAUGAGGGACACGUGUUUUCGACGACUUGUACUUUAAACGCCAGUCAUGCAUGAUGCUAAGCUCACGGCAUCAAGUCAUUAUGAACAAAAUAAUAAUGUAUGCAUUCAUUAUGAGUUGUGACCUUCCACUUAACACACACGAACACACACACAUGCUUGUCCCACACACACACACUUGUCCCCGAUGGCCUUAUCUUCCCACUUCUAUGCACACUUACCCUCCCCCCCUGGAUAAGAAGUUUUAAAAGCGAAUGUCAUGUAAACGCCUCCGCUGCUCGAUACGACUUGUAGCUUUUUCACACAUCAUCACCUCAACCCACGGAAAAUAUUCUACUCUUUAUUUUGUGUCAUUUAACUUAUUGCGCUGUUGAUCAGCCGCUUUUCAAGUACUUAAAAUAGCGUUUGUUUCACGCUGCCGGCACAUUUGAUGUGACACUUGAAGGUCUCGAAGGUGCAGCACACAAAAAUCACCGUGUACAGUUCAGUGUAAUAUUAUGUUCCGUUUGCUUGUUCAUUGAAAUUAUUGUUUAUUUUUUUUUUGUUUGUUUGCUUGUUGCUUUGUGAACGUUGUUUUUUCAUAUGAUGUGAAGUUUUAAGGUAACUUUAUUAUGUAACAUACAUUUUUGAAUUAAAUAUUAUUUAAGAUGUGACAACCGUUGAC
This is a messenger RNA of Doryrhamphus excisus (bluestripe pipefish), 3490 nucleotides long. Lineage: Eukaryota; Metazoa; Chordata; Actinopteri; Syngnathiformes; Syngnathidae. The record is from RefSeq and is a predicted model, not a curated record.